Molecule: messenger RNA, 908 nt
Organism: Vicia villosa (hairy vetch)
Lineage: Eukaryota; Viridiplantae; Streptophyta; Magnoliopsida; Fabales; Fabaceae
Product: guanosine deaminase-like
Exons: 5
Coding region: 157-702 (181 amino acids)
Biological process (GO): purine nucleoside catabolic process
Molecular function (GO): guanosine deaminase activity; zinc ion binding
Source: RefSeq, a predicted model, not a curated record
UCAUCCCUUACCAUUUUCCAUCAUUAAUUUUUUUCAAAAGUUCCAUUGUUCUUAUUCCCCAUCACCAUUCCUAUAAAUAGCUCAAUCAACUAACUCAGACAUAUUUGUAUUCACAUCAAGAACACUAGCAAGUUAUUAAAUUUUAUUUUUGUGAAAAUGGUGCAAACUAAGGAUGCAACUGUUGCUGUAGCUUCUGCUUUUUCUGGCCACAAGCAAGCUAUAAAGGAUAGAGACCACAAAUUUUUAAAAAAGGCAGUUGAAGAAGCAUAUAAAGGUGUAGAUUGUGAAGAUGGAGGUCCUUUUGGUGCUGUUAUUGUUUUGAAUGAUGAAGUUGUGGCUAGUUGUCACAAUAUGGUUCUCAGAAACAAUGACCCUACUGCUCAUGCUGAAGUCACUGCAAUAAGAGAGGCUUGUAAGAAACUGAAGCAGAUAGAACUUUCUGAUUGUGAAAUAUAUGCUUCUUGUGAGCCAUGUCCAAUGUGCUUUGGUGCUAUUCACCUUUCACGUGUUAAGAGGUUGGUUUAUGGAGCAAAAGCAGAGGCAGCAAUUGCGAUUGGUUUUGAUGAUUUUAUAGCUGAUGCAUUGCGAGGAACUGGAUUUUAUCAAAAAGCACAUUUGGAAAUUAAAAGAGCUGAUGGCAAAGAGGCCAUUAUUGCUGAAGAAGUGUUUGAGAAAACUAAGGAAAAAUUUCGAAUGUAUUAAUUGAAUAUGUAAUUUUUCUGUGUCAUUUUUAAUCAACUGAUGAUAAUUAGCUUUGUAUAUAAAUAAGCUCCUUACCAUCAUGUGUAUGAGAAGUAUCUUAUGUGGAAAAUUAGUGUAGUUUAUGUACUAGAAGAAAACUUGUUUGAAUCCAUGUAUUGCUGUUUUAUCUAUUAAGAUUUUCCCCAUUUUGGUCUUUUACUAUCUCC